This is a messenger RNA of Adelges cooleyi (spruce gall adelgid), 653 nucleotides long. RefSeq lists its product as uncharacterized. The record is from RefSeq and is a predicted model, not a curated record. The transcript is spliced from 5 exons. NCBI's taxonomy places the organism in Eukaryota, Metazoa, Arthropoda, Insecta, Hemiptera, Adelgidae. The coding region runs from base 33 to 617 and encodes 194 amino acids.
UUAAAGUAUUAAAAAUUACAAAAAAACAGAAUAUGAAUAUAAAAUACAUUUUGGUUUUGGGUUUUACUAUAAACUGCUUGGUUCAAACUGUUGCGUUCAGAACUACUGCAGCCGAUGAGGUUAAAGACAAUAUUGCUAUACAGAAUUUUGUUGCUCGUAGUAACCGAAAUACUAGACGGGACAUUGAACUUACUACGACUCAAUUAUUGCAUCUUCUGGGCGACAAAUAUAAAAAUUAUGUGGGUUUUUACAAAGGAUUUAAUCAUGUGCCAGAUGACCACUUAGACUGUGUAAAUAUUGAACUAUUCGGCCUUAUCGUGAGAUUCAUUUGCGUACAAAAGAACACGACAGUAGCAGAAUUUUUAACUGAUCAACUUGCUAUAGACAGUGCUAUAAAACGUUUCAACAGUAAGCCAGGUCAUACAGGUCUACUUACUACGAUGGAAUUAUCGUCAAUGUUAAAUUGUGACAGUAAUGUGGCAAAUUAUAUGAGAGAAAGAACAUAUACUCCAGAUGACUUAAAUCAAGUAAAUGAUGACCAAUUCGGGGACAUGGUGAAAUUCAUAUGUAUACAAAGGAGCGUGUCAGUAGAAGUAUUUUUAGGUGCGAUACAAUGAUUCAAUACGUUAUGUGCUGGGCUAUUAUAACUUUUA